This is a messenger RNA of Closterium sp. Naga37s-1, 8148 nucleotides long. Lineage: Eukaryota; Viridiplantae; Streptophyta; Zygnematophyceae; Desmidiales; Closteriaceae. The record is from the annotation of a GenBank genome assembly.
AUGCCGCGCCAUCAGCCACCCCCAUCCCGCCUGCAAGUCAUCUACCAAGGUUCCGCCUCUUCCCCCGACGGCUCCAUCCGCGCGCAGCCGCAGCCCCUGCGCCCCAAUUCUUCCGCCAUUAAGCGCAUGGGCGGACUGGGACGCGCAAUUUCCCUCGGUGGCCCCCCGUCAAAUAUGACCGCGGGCGCCGGCGUGGGGAUAGCUUCCGCUGGUCUUCCCUGUUCCGCCGGAGGGGUUUUCGGCGCAGGCGCAGGCGCAGGAACCGCCAACCCUGGUGUUUCGAUCGUCAGCGCUGACAUCCCUCCAGGAGCAGGAUCCGCGGGAGCUGCUGCGCUCGGCGUGAGGCUUGCGCCUGGCGGAGUCAUCCCCGUGCUCAUCCGCCAAUCCCUCUGCAUCCAAUUCCUCUUGGACCCGUGGACGGCGCGCAUCCGCUGCGCCAGCGCGGGCGCGGAGCUCGCGCUGGGGUAUUCUUCCGCGGAGUUCGACCGCCUGUCGCUCUGUCACCUUGUGGAUAGCCUCCCCCUGGCGGACUGGCUGCAGCUGGUUGCGCCGCUGGCGGCGGGGGACGACGGUGGCGUCGGCAACAGAAGCGGGCGGCUGAGCGGCGCAGCGGGGCUGUUCCCCCGGUCGGCGUCGACCACGGAUCAAGACCUGUCUCGCUCCGCGUCCGUGUUCGACGCCACGGACGACGACUCCUCGUUCGACUCUGGCACGGAGGACGGCAGCGGCAGAGGCGCGCGCCAGGACUCCGGGGAGAGUGGUUCGCCCAACGCUCUCUCCACCACCCGGGAGGAGGGCACAGAGUUUGGGACUGCGGUGGGGGGAGCGGGAGGGGGAUUGGGAGGGGGUCGGUAUUCGCCUGGUUGGCAGCAGACGCACACAGCAGCGCCUCCCUCGCGCUUGAGCAAGUGGCUGAGCCUGGACGUGGGGCUGGAGAAGGUGUCUCUGGAGGGGUUCGAUGCGGUGGAGGACGGUGACAAGGCGGCGGAGUACUAUGGUGCGACGUCCACGAGCAGGAGGGGCGUCAGGGGGGAGCGCGGGGGCAGAGACAGAAAGGCAGCUGUGGCUGUGGAUGGCCUGGGAGUGGGCGCGGGAGGGAAGAGCCAGUCAAGGCGGUCGCGCUUGGGAUCUGAUGGCAGCGGCACCAUAUCUCCCCCGCUGCUGUUCUCCUCUGCUCCCGAAGGACCUCCUUGGUUGCCCAACCCUGCUCUCAGGGAUCUACUGGACCAUGUGGGCACGGCAGUGUUCGCCAUGCGGCUGUGCACGUGCGAGAUCUCCCUCGCCUCGCCCGCCCUUGCCUCGCUGCUGGGCCGCCCCCUCUCCGCCAUCUCUGGCCGCUGCCUCGACGACUUCAUUCUUCCUGACGACCUGCAAGACUUCCAGGCCUGGGCAGCAGUGGUAUCAGAGGCGGCUCAGGGCGGGCUAGCAGCGCUGGGCCCUCCCACCACCCACUCGCAGCCCUCUGCACCGCUCCACCAGUCACCCCACGGCCACACCCACGCCCAGACUCAGCAGCAGGAGCUUUACCGAAAGGAGUACCGCGUCGCUCUCCCCAACAGCAAGACCCGCCGCGUGCGCCUCUCCUGCUGCCUCCCCCCGCCCGCCUUCCCUUCCUCCUCCUCCGCCCCCUCGUCGUCUGCCCUGGCUCUUUCCUACUCCUCGUCUCUUUCCGCGCUGCUGCCCUCCUCCUCCUCGUCCUUCUCCUCGGCGUCGCUUAUCAGCCCUAUGGACGGUCUUCCUGCUGCUGCUGGGGGAACUGGCGGAGCUGCUGCUGCUGCGGCAGCAGGUGGUUUGCUCAUGUGCGCGCUUGUGGAGUCUCCACUGUCAGUGGCGAAGGAGUCAUCAUCAUCAUCAACAUCGCCCUUGGACCAGCUCACUCUCUCGUCCGACCCAGCGGUGGAAAAGGCUCGUAUGGUGGUGGAGUCACUACCUGUGGGCGCAGUGUGGGUGCAGCAGAGGGAGGACGGGGGCGCGACGGUGCUGCUGAACGAGCGCCUGGAGACGCUCGUGGGGUACUCGCGGAGCCACUUCACGUCCCUUGAAGCCACGUACACCGUGCUGUUCCGCGAUAAGGCCAUGGAGGCGAGGUCGAUGUUUGAGAGGGACAGGGCGAGUGGGCAGGUGGUGCCGCGCACGCACGUGAUGGUGCGCAAGGAUGGCGAGCGCCGCUGGGUGGAGGUGGCGCGCAGCAUCUUCCCCGGAGGGGAGCUCUGGCUUCUUACGGAUGUCACUCACCGGCUGGUCCUGCAGGAGCGCUUCCGGUUGCUGUUUGAACUCUCCACUGACGGGUAUCUGCUGGUGGUGGACACGGGCAUCAGCGACUGCAACGACGCGGCCGUGCAGUGCCUGCGCCUGAGCGACCGCAGCGACCUCAUUGGCAAGCGCCUCGUGGAGCUCUCCCCCCCGCUGCAGCCCGAUGGCCGGCGGUCGGAGGACAAGUACGAGGAGGUGCAUGCGCUGGCUGCUGAACAGGGCCACACCAAGUUUGAGUGGGCGUACGCGGCAGGGGACGGGUCAACAGUGCUGAUGGAAGUAACUCUAACGCACGUGGUGCUGCAGGGGCAGCCCACGCUGCUGGCCGUGUGGCACGACCUCACCGACAUCAAACUCCACGCCGCCGAGCUCCAGUCCGCAAAAGAAGCCGCCGAGAAAGCCAGCCAGGCCAAGAGCCAGUUCCUCGCAAACAUGAGCCACGAGAUUCGCACGCCCAUGAAUGGGGUGAUUGGGGUUGCGGAGCUGCUGCUGGGGACGGAUCUGACGGCCGAGCAGCGGUCGUAUCUGGAGAUUAUCCGGUCGUCGGGGGAUAAUCUGCUGAGGAUUAUCUCGGACAUUUUGGACCUGAGCAAGAUUGAGUCGAGGAACCUGGCGCUGGAGUCGCUGGAGUUUGACCUGCACCAGCAGGUCACAGAAGCGUUGGCGCUGCUGGAGGUGGUGGCGAAGGACAAGGGGCUGUAUUUGGAGGUGGAGGUGGAGGAGGGCGUGCCGCAGAUGGUGGUGGGCGAUGCAGUGCGGUUGAGGCAGGUGCUGCUGAACCUCAUCUCCAAUUCCAUCAAGUUCACGGAUACUGGCGGGAUCAGUGUGAACGUGCGACUGGCGCUGCCUGCUGAAAUCACGUCAGAGGGCGGUGGGGCAGCGGGAGGAGGAGGAGGGGAGAGGGUGAUGGUGCGGUUUGAGGUGCGGGACACGGGCAUAGGCAUGGAUGAUGCUGGCAAGAGCCGCCUCUUCCGCGCCUUCUCCCAGGCGGACAACUCUACGAGUCGCAAGUACGGAGGGACAGGCCUAGGGCUGGCGAUUUGCAAGUCGCUGUGCAACCUGAUGGGGGGGGACAUAGGGCUGGAGAGCAAGGUGGGGCAGGGCUCCGUGUUCUUCUUCUUUGUCAACCUGCUCGUCGUGCCGGACCAGCCCAGGGGCGGAGGCGCCGUGUCGUCGGAAGCAGAGUCGGCAGAAGAGGGGCUGCUGUGGCGCCACCUGCAGAACAUGCGCGUGCUCGUGGCCGAGGACAACAAGGUGAAUCAGAUGGUGGCAACGCGCAUGCUGCACAACCUGGGCAUCAAGUACGACCUCGUGGAGAACGGCCGCCUCGCACUCAGCGCAUGCGAGGCACGCAAAUACGAAGUCGUGCUCAUGGACUGCCACAUGCCGGAGAUGGAUGGCUUUGAGGCAACACAGAAGAUCCGAGAAAUGGAGGUGGAGCGAGUGCGCGCAUACAAGGAAGCCAAGGCUGCAGCCAAGCUCCUGCAACAGCAGAACCCCGGGAACCCCCCGCCGUGCCGCCACCUCCCGCGCCCGCACCGCACGUUCAUCAUCGCUCUUACCGCAAGCGCUCUUAGCGAGGACAAGGAGAAGUGCAUUGCUGCUGGCAUGGACCAUUAUUUAUCCAAGCCGAUCCGGCCGCGGGAUCUGGAGCGAGCGAUUAGAGAGAGUGUGGUGGCUUUGAAGGACUUGCAUGCAGAGGAAGGGGCAGCGGCGGCGGCGGGAGGGGGAGGCAGCACGAGCGCAUCUGCUGCUGCAGCGGCGGCGGCAGCGUCGCGGUCUCGGAAACGGAUGGUGAAGCUGAGUCUGCAGCAGUCGCCCAAUGUGGAUGUGUGGAGCGAUAUGACUAGUGAUUCGGACAGUAGCGGGUUCUUCUCGGAUGCUUCCGUUUCGUCCGCAACUGUUAGGAGGCGUAUGAGACCUGUGCCGGAGGGGGCAGGUGCAGGCGCGGAUGCAGGGGGAGGGGGUGGAGGAGGAGGAUUAGCUACUGGUGGUGGUGGUGGCAGUGGUGGUGGUAGGUCUGGGUCAGGUGGGGGAACCAGGGAAAACGUACGAGGAGGAGGACGAGGGGUGAAGACGGAGAGUGAGGAAGAGGAGGAGGAGGAGGAGGAGGAAGAGGAGGAAGAGGAGGAGGAGGAGGAGAAUAGGUGGAGUGAGGGGCUUAAGUCUCCAAGGGCUGUACGGAGGGGUAGUGGCACGACUAGUGGUUCUGAAGGGCGGAAAGCGGUGCUGAAAGGUGGAGCAGGAGCAGGAGCAAGUGGGGCAGUGGGUUUGGGCAGAGGAAGUGGGAGAAGUGGUUCAGGUGGGGCAGUCUCUGGGUCAGGAGGUCAAAGGCAAGGAUAUGAUGGGCAGAUGCCUCCUCUCAGCCCCAGGAGACAGGGAGGAGGACCCGCAGCAGCUGGAGCAGGAACAGGAGGAGGCUUUGAAGGAGCAUCAGGUCAGCUGAGCAGCAGUGGGCAAGGUGCAAGUGGUGGUAGUGGUGGCGGGGGAAAGAGGAACCCAGGUGGUGGCGUGAGGGAAGGAGGCGGACCGAGGCCACCGCUGUCACCAAGAAGUAGGGCCGCUGGGUCCCCUGCUGCACCUGCUGCUGCCGCUCCUCCCCGUGCUGCUACCGCUGCCGCUGGUGGUGAUGGUGGUGGGGGUAGGGAGAGUGGCAGGGCGGGAUGGAAUGAGCAUGCAGAGGAGGCAGGGGAGGAGGAGCAGCUGUAUAUGGGGCAGCAGGAUGGGGGGCUGACGAGUGACGAUGGCAGCACAGGAAGUGCCCCCACUAUGGAAGAAAUCUGGUCCAAGAUAAGUGGGGGCGGAGGAGGAGGGGGAGGAGGAGGCGGGGGAGGAGGAGGAGGAGGGGGAGGGGGAGGGGGAGGGGGAGGCUUGGGAGGAGGGCAAGGAAAGAGUAAUGCAGGAGGAGGAGGAGGAGGGGGCGGUGGAGGAAGCACGGGGGGGUUUGCGGGUACAGGGCCGGGAGGGAGAGCAGGAGGAGCGGUGGCAGCGACACGUUCGCAAUCAGCCGUGGUUCCCAUGCUGGGAUUGUCCCCCACUUUCGCCCGCCCCUCCAGCCCUCCUCGGAUCAGUGCUGCUGCAGCGGACCCUGACUCGCCUCCCACCCGCCCCUCGCCUUCCCCCACCCGCCGACGCUCCCUAGGGGGCCCGGUUGGGCGGGGCAGCGCGGAGGGAGGGCCUGGAGGUGCGAGAAUGAUGAUGGAUGGUGGUGCUGCUGAUGGGUUUGCUUUCAGUUUCGGCUCCGCCUCAUCUGUUCCUCUCAGCCCGGAACGCGUGCACGCAUCAGCAUCAGCUGGAGCAGGAGUGGGAGCAGCAGCAGGGAGCGGGGUCCAUCAAGGGUCGAUGUCUCCAGGCUUGGCCUUUCCCAGCUCAGUGUCCGCCUCAGGUGUGGUUUCCAGCUCCUCUGGUGGGCUGCUGUCUAGCCCUCGCAUGGACUCCCGCCUGCCUCGCCCUGAGGACCACAGGCGGCGCAGGAGAGACAAGGGUGGCACUGGCAUGGACGGGCUACACCUGGGCGCAGGAGGACCUGUGGCAGGGGCAGGAGGAGGAGAAGGAGGAGCGGAAGGAGGAGGAGGAGGGGGAGGAGGAGGAGGGUCGGGAGGUGCGGGUGGAGGAGGAGCGGAUCCCCACGGCAGGUCUCCCUUGCGCUCUCCAGCCCGUGCCCGCCCAACAACACACCCAGCCUCUGUUGGUGCUGGUGCUGGUGCUGGUGGUGGUAAUAUGUCAGGGCAUGCAUCUGGGAGCGAGGGGACUUCGGACAGAGAGCGAGACCAUCCCCAGGGUCAUUCUUCUCAAACCCAUGCCCUCCCGCAUCCGCAUCCGCAUCCGCAUGCUUCGCACCACCAGCACUCGUCCAGCCUGCAUGCAGGCGCCGGCGCUGCAAUCCCCCGCGGUCCCACGCACCAGGCGUCUGGCCUGCGCCGCUCCCUCACUCCCGAGGGGGGCGAGUACCCUGUGUCGUCUCUCCUCUCGCGCCUCACCAAUCUAACUGCUGGAGGGGACAGCCCAGGAGGAGGUGGUGGUGGUGGUGGGCCGGGCAGGGGAGGUGGAGAGGGAGGGGUGGGAUCAAGACACAUGCUAGCAGAGCCGUACGGACAUGGGAGGCUGGGAGGAGGGGGAGGGAGCGGGGGCAGUGCAGGAGGAGGGGGAGCAGGGGGUGGAGGAGGGUUUGGUUAUGGGAUGGGGAUGGGUGGGGGGAUGGGGCCGGGGAGAGGCGGGGCAGGGAAUCCCUCCCCCUUGUGGCGUAGUGCCAGUUUGGAGCCGCCCAAGAGGCAGAUCCGCACGGGUGCUCAGCAGAAGGAAGCGCAGGAUUUGAGAAUGUGGAUUGACCGUGCGACGACGUCGAAGCUGGAUUUGUGGAUCGAUCAGGUGAUGGUGCUCGCGGAGCUGGGUGGGCGCAUAUCGCGCGCCAUCCAGGCGAUGAACCGCGUGACGGUGAUCGACGAGAAGGCGCUCAACGAGUGCCUCAACGAGAUCACGCGCGCGCUGCUGCAGGCCGACGUGUCGUUUAAGAUGGUCAUGGGCCUGCAGCAGAACAUCAAGCGCAUCGUCAAUCUCGAGGAGCUGGCUGCGGGGCAUAACAAGCGAAUCAUCAUUGAGAAGGCGAUAUUCAACGAGCUGUGCAACAUGCUGGACCCCAACACGACGCCGUACCAGCCCAAGAAGGGCAAGCCCAACAUCAUCAUGUUCGUCGGCCUGCAAGGGUCGGGAAAGACAACGACGUGUGGCAAGUACGCGCACUUCUACCAGCGCAAGGGGUGGAAGCCCGCGCUCAUCUGCGCGGAUACCUUCCGCGCAGGUGCCUUCGACCAGCUCAAGCAGAACGCCACCAAGGCCAAGAUCCCCUUCUAUGGCAGCUACACGGAGACGGAUCCGGCGAAGAUUGCGCAGGAGGGCGUGGCGAUCAUGAAGAAGGAGGGGUGCGACCUGAUCAUCAUCGACACCAGUGGUCGCCACAAGCAGGAGGCCUCGCUCUUUGAGGAGAUGCGCCAAGUGUCCGAGCUCACGAACCCCGACCUGGUGCUCUUCGUGAUGGACAGCAGCAUAGGCCAGGCGGCGUACGACCAGGCGCAGGCGUUCAAGGCGAGCGUGCCCGUGGGGGCGGUCAUCAUCACCAAGAUGGACGGCCACGCCAAGGGUGGUGGCGCCCUCAGCGCUGUGGCGGCCACCAAAUCGCCAGUGAUCUUCAUCGGUACAGGAGAGCACAUAGACGAGUUUGAGCAGUUCGAAACCAAGGCCUUUGUCAGCAGACUGCUGGGCAUGGGCGACUGGACGGGGUUCAUGGAUCGCAUUCAGGACGUGAUCCCCAUGGACCAGCAGCCGGAGCUGCUGCAGAAGCUGCAGGAGGGGCACUUCACGCUGCGCAUCAUGUACGAGCAGUUCCAAAACAUCCUCAAGCUGGGCCCACUCGGACAGGUGAUGUCGAUGAUCCCAGGGUUCACCCAGGAGCUGAUGCCCAAGGGGCGGGAGAAGGAGAGCACAGCGCGGCUCAAGAAGUUCAUGACGAUCAUGGACUCCAUGACUGACCACGAGCUGGACAGCACCAACCCCAAGUUGUUUCACGACACCAAGCGCAUCAUCCGCGUAGCGAGAGGCUCGGGCCGGCACCCCCUGGAGGUGCAGGAGCUGCUGGAGGAAUACCGCAAGAUGGACAAGAUCUGGAGCAAGAUGAAGGGGCUCAAGAUGAUGGGCGGGGGAGGGAAGCGCGGUGGUUUGGGCGGCGACAUGGGUGCGGCUGCGAGGAACAUGAACGCGGCGCAGAUGGCGAGGGCACUGCCGCCGCAGAUGCUGCAGCAGAUGGGCGGGCUGAACGGGCUGCAAAACCUGAUGAAGCAGAUGAACUCGUCCGAGUUUGCGAAUAUCCUCGGCGGGAAGAUGGGGGGCAUGGGGCAAUGA